AUGUUUUUUUCGACGCUUACAUUAAUUGUAUCUGUGUCGACCACUUUUACAAUCACUGUUCUGCACUUGCGUUAUCGACAACCUCAUAAUGCACAAAUGAGUUCAAUGUUUAAAAAUGCUUUGAAAAAAAAAUUUUCUGAACAUAUUAGCAUUCGAUACUCACUGCGCUCAAAGCGGCGCUAUGUUAUCAGUUUUAAUAGUAAGAACUGGGAAGGCAUCAAUAAGUUUCAUGGAAUCUUCCUUAGUCUGCUUCCCAAAAUUACGUUGAUGAACAGGCCACGUAGACCAAUUCCGCGUUUCCAAGGAGAUGGUCUCGACUCCUGCGAUAAUAUCAAGCUUUUGGAUGAUAAUGAUUUCUACGCUUCUCCAAGUAGUAUGUCACUCAUUCAACAUUCGGCUGCAUCAACCAUGAAAAAGUCGAAAAAAGUUUCGGAACAGCUUUACUUGGAGCGUAAAGUCGGAGACGGAAUACUGGGUAAGAUUCAAACUGUCAACAUGAAGAGGGCACAAUAUGCAAGAAGAAAAGCAAAAUCCUCAGCUCGUUUUUCGAUGGAACAAUCAGUCAUGAACAGCAUGGAAAUGAGUUUUUCACAAGACCUUGAUUUUACUCACUGUUAUUUCUUAAUUCAUAAACGUUUGAGAAAAAUCCGUAAAAGGGCAGAUAGGAUGAGAAUUUUGAUAAAUGCGCAGGUUGGCUGUUUUCAUUAUAAAGGCACUGGUGGUGUGACUAAUCAGAAUGAAGACUGGAAAUUUGCGGCUCUAGCUCUGGAUCGGCUGUGCUUGAUAAUGUUCACCUUCCUGAUUGUAUCCUGUGUGACAUCGAUAGUUUUCUCGUCUCCACAUUUUGACACAUAG
Messenger RNA from Strongylus vulgaris, 855 nucleotides. The record is from the annotation of a GenBank genome assembly. NCBI's taxonomy places the organism in Eukaryota, Metazoa, Nematoda, Chromadorea, Rhabditida, Strongylidae.